Ictalurus punctatus (channel catfish) is the source of this 6065-nucleotide messenger RNA. It is a transcript of the gene adar, whose product is annotated as adenosine deaminase RNA specific. Gene Ontology annotation, cellular component: cytoplasm; nucleolus. NCBI's taxonomy places the organism in Eukaryota, Metazoa, Chordata, Actinopteri, Siluriformes, Ictaluridae. The transcript is spliced from 15 exons. Gene Ontology annotation, biological process: adenosine to inosine editing; RNA processing. The record is from RefSeq and is a predicted model, not a curated record. Bases 533 to 4633 code for a protein of 1366 amino acids. Gene Ontology annotation, molecular function: double-stranded RNA binding; double-stranded RNA adenosine deaminase activity; tRNA-specific adenosine deaminase activity.
GAAUGGAAAGUGAAACUCAGACGUGCCGCGUUUUUCCACAUUGCAGCAGCUGCAUGGUUUCGUUCAUCAAAAAUAGCAACUUAGUAGUUUUGUUGGGUUUUUCCCCCCUCCAAACACCGCCUGCUUUAAACCUUGAUAAGAUCUACAUAGACAUUUUGUGCUGUAGUUGGUUUAGACCGUUAGUCUGCUGGCAUUUCUUCAACAACAAAUGCGUGUUUUGUUUGUGGGGUUUUUUGUUGUUGUUCACCUUCACCCGUCAUUCGGAUUAAAUUAGCUAGCGUUUUAGUUUUGUUUUCGUUUAUAGACCUAGUAUUGUUUGUUUUUAUAGCUGGUUUCCAGCACGGUGAAGGAGGCGGCAACGUUUGUGUGACUUUUCCUCCAUUUUUCUUAAGUCCUUCAUUUCCGGUGAAGCUGUGCUGCAAACGUAUCCAGAGAAUACACAUCAGUAUUUUUGUUGCUGUCUUGCUCCCUGUGUUGACCUCCACCAAAAAGCCAGCAGGCAGUGAGCUCCUUUGUCCUCCACCCCUGCGCUAUGAGCAGAGGUAGAGGAGGGCACGCCAAAGAGUACCAUCGAUUCUCCCCCCCAUCCCACCACAGCAAAUCAGCUAAUCAAGAAUUAUUCCCCCAAACUUUCCCAGCUCACCCCGGAACCCCUUACGUCCCAAGCCCCAACGCUAGCUUGGGCAGGUUCCAGCAUCCUCCCCCUUACUUAUCUCCUGGCCCUCCUGGAGCUUCUCUAAGUGGUCCUUUUCAGCCUCCAAAUCCUUUUACGUCUCAGUACCCUGGGCCUUCCCAAGUACAAGCUCAGCGGUCAUCAUCAAAUAGAGGAGUUUGUGGUGACGAAGCAGCAGAUUUUCGCCAGCAACAAAUCCUCUUCCUUAGGGGGCAGUGUGCUGAGGCGCCCAAGUUUGUGCCGCACCCGUCCGAACACUUUGACAGUCCUCCCCAGCAUCAGGCAGGAUAUUAUAAUUCCCCAAAGCCCGGCAGCUACGUGAGAAGAGGGGGUUAUAUUCGAGGCAAGCCAAGCUGGGAGAAAGGGUUUAAAACCAGGUACCAUGCUGGACCUAAGUCUGGCUGGGAACAACAACACUUAAGAAGCCAGAAUAUUCGGUAUCAGUGUGACAGCCAGGUGGACUGUGACGCUGCCGGACUGUCUUCAGCCUUUCAUGCGCUGUCACUAGAGAACUUUGGUAGUGCCUCAUCCUCUGGUGGUUCUGGGAUUAAGGCUUCUCGUUCACUUCCCUCAGGUAAAUGUUCCUUGCAUCUGACACCUGAAAUCCAAAAGCAGGUCCUCAGUUCUUUGGCCUCAUUGCAGCCAAGUGAAACCAUCCAGGCCAAGGACUUGGCUAAAAGAUUUCGAUUACCUAAGAAGAUUGUUAACCAGGCGCUGUACUCUUUAUUCAGAUUAAAUCAAGCAGUAAUUAUAGAAGGGACUCCUCCUCUCUGGAGACUGCGGAAAGAAGGUGACGCUGAAGCCUCACACGGGAGAACCCAGUUUAGAGCAAAAACUGAUCAAAGGUUUGCUCAGGAUACAUUUGUAGAGCAAGACCAGUGUUUGAUUAAGGAAGUAAAUCCAGACAGCAACUUGACCAGUGCAUCAUCAUCAACUGCUACAGAGGCCAGUAGUGAUUACAGUGAGGAAUCUGAAGACUCUGAAAAAGAAAGUUCCUCUGAAGUUCUGGACUCUGACAAAGCUGUAGAUACAUUUUCAUCCACUGAAAAGGAAUCAGAUCUUUCAAAAACGAUGGAAGCAAAAGACAGCAAGGAGCAGAUCCUAAAGUACCUCCAUGAGACAGGCCAAGCCAAUGCAUUGAUGAUUGCCAAAAACCUGGGCUUGAAAAAUGCAGCUGCCAAGCAUGUUAAUCCUACUCUGUAUGCCAUGGAAAAGCACGGUGAUCUUAGUCGCAGGUCAGGCAGUAUGCCACCUAUUUGGGAGCUGUCUGCUCACCAGCGUGAGAAGAUGGACCGACAGCGGAAAGCAGCUGUUGCUGCCUCUAUAACACGAAACAAGUUAGAGCAUUGUGGAACACAAGGCCCAGUUAUAGCUGCACAAGCAGCCCCAAAGAUGGUGUGUGGAUCUGGGUUGUCGGAAGAAGCGAUGACCUGGGAGAACCUCCCAACAAGUCAGACACGUCAUGGCAAGGACGGCACGUUUGGGAACGGAAUGCUUGAGAAGCAGUCAGAUUCUGAUAUGGACUCUGUUCCUGCUCAUGACAAAAUUCCCUCAGUAGACAAUGACCUUACAUCUGUUCCCUACUCCUCCCAUGAUGCCUCAUACUAUCAGGCAGAUAACAAGAAUGGGGGACACUCGGAGUGGGCGUCAGAUGAUAUUCCAGAAUUCCUGAACACAAUCCGAUCAGAGGUUGCUGUGUCCUUGGCGGCACCUCUUCCUCCUGCCCAGAAUACAGAGACCACCAAGUUGCAGAAGCUAAAACUGGCGCUCAGCAAGAACCCUGUCAGUGGCCUGAUGGAGUAUGCACAGUACCUUGGCUACAAUUGUGAAUUCCUCCUACUUGAACAGUCAGGACCCUCACAUAACCCAAGGUUUCGAAUGCAAGUGAUGCUCGAUGGACGUAGGUUCCCACCAGCUGAAGCCUCAAACAAGAAAGUGGCAAAGAAGGUUGCAGCUGCAGAGACCCUCCAGGCGCUCUACAAAGAACUGGAGGGAGCUGCUAGUGGGGAGGGUGAAGGAGAGCAGCCUGCAAUGUCAUUAGCAGAGCUGAUUGAGCUUGCUGAGGAUUCUUUUGAGAGUUUAGAGGAGCCGCCAAAGGCCUUGGCUCGCUCCCUUCCAGGCGGCAAGAACCCCGUUUCUGUUCUAAUGGAGCACAGCCAACGUAGUGGCCACGCCAUUGAGUUCAUCCAUUCUGGGCAGGAGGGUCCAGCGCAUGACCCACGCUUCAUGUUCCAAGUAAAGAUUGGGGACAGUCUUUACCCGGAGGCGUCAGCACCCAGUAAGAAGGCAGCACGGCAACUGGCAGCAGAGGAAGCUGUGAAGGCUCUUCUGGCAGAAGGACAACUGCAGCUCAAUAAGCCGCAGCACGCGUUUUGUCCAAUUGGUGAGGGCGAUCUGCCCCCAGCGAUGCCCCCGUGCCCAUCACUGCCCCCGCUGACAGCAGCUGAGCUCCAGGCAGCACACGAGGCUGGAGUCGGCGACCUGAUCAACCACCUAAACAACAAUGCCGUGUCAGGCCUGCUAGAGUACUCGCGCUCACGAGGCUUUGCUGCCGAGAUCCGACUGGUGGGUCAGUCGGGGCCUCCACACGAGCCACGCUUUACAUAUCAGGCUAAGCUGGGAGGUCGCUGGUUUCCUGCGGUGUGUGCCAGCAAUAAAAAGCAGGGCAAGCAGGAGGCAGCGGAUGCAGCUCUCCGAGUGUUGAUAGGCGAGGCGGAAAAGGCGGCACGCACCGGGGAGCUCACGGCAGAGUUGCCGGUGUCGGGUAGCACGCUUCACGACCAGUUCGCCAUGCUGAGUCACCAGCGUUUCAACGCGCUCACUGCUCGCAUACAACACAGCCUUUUGGGUAGGAAAAUCCUUGCCACGAUCAUCAUGAAGAGAGGUGCUGACAGCCUGGGCACAGUCGUUAGCCUUGGGACAGGAAACCGCUGCGUUAAAGGAGAGGAGCUGAGUCUUAAAGGUGAUACCGUUAACGACUGCCAUGCUGAAAUCAUUUCCAGAAGAGGCUUCAUCCGCUUUUUGUACAGCGAGUUGAUGAAGCAUUGGGACAGUCCUGGAGAGGACAACAUAUUUGUAGCCGCAGAGGACGGUUUGCUCAAAGUCAAAGAUGAUAUCACGUUCCAUCUGUACAUCAGCACUGCUCCGUGCGGGGAUGGCGCACUCUUUGAUAAAUCGAGCACCGAGUUAGCAGAGGUCACCGGCUCAGCUCACAUGCCCCUGUUUGAGAAUGUUAAACAGGGCAAGCUCAGGACCAAAGUGGAAAACGGUGAGGGUACCAUCCCUGUGGAGUCGAGUGCCAUCGUGCCCACUUGGGACGGCAUCCAGCACGGCGAGCGCCUCAGAACCAUGAGCUGCAGUGACAAGAUUCUGCGCUGGAACGUGCUGGGCCUGCAGGGGGCUCUCCUCAGCCACUUUAUGCACCCUGUGUACCUUCAAUCGAUCACCUUGGGGUACCUGUACAACCACGGUCAUUUGACUCGAGCCGUUUGCUGCCGAUUGGCCAGAGAGGGCAGCGAGUUAAUUAAAAGCUUGCCUCCUCACUUCACACUUAGCCACCCUGAGGUCGGCAGAGUGAGUGUGUACGACUCGACACGUCACACAGGAAAGACCAAAGAGUCCAGUGUGAACUGGAGCCUGCCAGACAGUCUCAAAGUGGAGGUACUGGAUGGCACCAAGGGCAAAGUGGACAGUCCAAAGCUAGAGGUGUCCCGCGUCUCCAAGUCCAACCUGUUCCGUAUUUUCCGGGACGUGUGCAGGCGGGCCGGCCGGACUGACCUCCUGGCGCUGACCUCCUACGCCAAUGCCAAGAUGUCCGCCUCUUCCUUCCAGCUGGCCAAGGAGCAGUUCUUCAAAGCUCUGGGUCAGCUGGGUUACGGAGCAUGGAUCGGCAGACCGCAGGAGGAGAAGAGCUUUGAGGUGGAGGAAACCGAAACUCAGAACUUCCUUUCAGCUCCAUAAGGACAAAAGGAGGGUGGGAGGGAGGGGAAAGGAGAGUGGAGGAAAAGCGCAAGCAGCGAUUCGAAUCUUUCUGGUGGUUGGAGAAAGUGAGAGACAAUUUGGUACGGAGAAAGAGGAUGGGAAAGAGAAAGGGCUGAAGAUCUGAUUUGGGAUCGUUGCACUUCAGCCUGGGAUGGAAAAAGAAUGAAAACUGAGCCGUAAAAAGCCAGCUCAUGUAUGAGAAUAAUAUAUGUAGCUUUCUUUGGAAUCCCUGCUAAACUCUGUUAUGCAUCAAGAUGUAUUUGAAGCAUCUCUCUGUCUUUCAAUCUCUCAUUCUUGUGGGUUGCGGGGGGGAUGGUGGUUUGGAGAAGAGAUUAAAUGAGAGGCUGUAAUAAAAUCUCUUUAUUUAAGAUCAACCUCACCUGCUAAUAACAGUUACAGUAAUCGUAUACCAUUGUAGUUAUUAUAUCACAUACAAACACAAAAGGAUGCUGUUAGUGCCACGUGUCCCCUCGCAGCAAUUAAUGGGCUUUCUCGCAUCUCUCUCUCUCUCUCUCUCUCUCUCUCUUUCCCAGCCUACCUUCAGAAUAUUUGUUUCUUGCCGAGGUUGAAACUGUGGACCAAGGAGUUUCAUUAGUUUUCUUUUGAUAACCACAUGCAUCACAGUCUUCUGCGCAUUUUAUUCACAUUCCUUGAGCUCUUGCCCGAAUUAUUAAACAAUUUUGAAUGACGUGAUUACAGCAGGUCUAGGUGGCUAGUCAGUUCGCUCUACACCCGACACACCCACCCCACCCCCACCCUUUAAUGCUUAUAUAUAUAUAUAUAUAUAUAUAUAUAUAUAUAUAUAUAUAUAUAUAUAUAUAUAAUAUAAAGAUGAGCAUGGUCUCUAGCUCUGUCUAGUGUGCAUAGCUUGUACACAUAGAUUUGACAAAAUGUAUGCAUAAUGUAUAUACAGAUACAUACACUCUCAAAUGUAUAUAAGGUCUCUUCACACUGUGUGCGAGUUUAUAUACAUGUGUGUGUUUAUGUAUAUGUAUAUAUUGUAUGUAUAUAUUUUAUAGAGUUUCAUAAAUUUGUGUUGCAUUUGACCAAUGUCGAUGGAUGUGAUAUUUCUGGGAUAGUUUAAUGGCGUCAUCCCUCCAUACAUGGACACAUUCUGUUUUGUGAGAAAUGCAGUUCAGAUGUACAUUCACAACCUCUAUGAGUUAGUCUAUUUGACGUGUUUUAUGUCUGUUGUCCUUGUUUGUUUUUUUUUGUUUGUUUGGUUUUUUUUUUAAAUUCAGUCUCAGUAAGAAGAGAUGCCUGUGCUCUCGCUGUGACAUUCUUGAGUGGAAAUACUUUUAAAAUAUUAAAUCCAGAAUUUCAAAAGUUUUACUUUUGACUCUUUUUUUAAGUUGUCCGGCAUGUGAUAAGUCCUGUCUUUUGUUCUAAAAUAAAUUGAACUGUCUCAGUA